CGGGGCCGUGGCGGCCAUUUUGUGCCUGCCUCGCCAGCCUCUGCGGAGCGGCUGCUGCGGGCGCUGCGGCUCGGGAGGGAAGCGCUCGCCCGUCUCCUGUUUGUGUAGGUCUGGGGCGCCGCCGCCAUGGGCCGUAAGAAGAAGAAGCAGCUGAAGCCUUGGUGCUGGUAUUGUAACAGGGAUUUUGAUGAUGAAAAGAUCCUUAUACAGCAUCAAAAAGCAAAGCACUUUAAAUGCCAUAUAUGUCAUAAGAAACUGUAUACAGGACCUGGUUUAGCUAUACAUUGCAUGCAGGUACAUAAAGAAACAAUAGAUGCUGUUCCAAAUGCUAUUCCUGGAAGAACAGACAUUGAACUGGAAAUCUAUGGCAUGGAGGGCAUUCCAGAAAAAGAUAUGGAGGAACGGAGGCGGUUACUUGAACAAAAAACUCAGGCAGAGAGCCAGAAAAAGAAGCAACAGGAUGAUUCUGAUGAGUAUGAAGAUGAUGAAUCUGCGGCUUCAACUUCAUUUCAACCCCAGCAAGUCCAGCCACAGCAGGCAUACAUUCCCCCAAUGGCACAGCCAGGGUUGCCUCCUGUGCCAGGAGCACCAGGGAUGCCUCCAGGUAUACCACCAUUAAUGGCAGGUGUUCCACCUAUGAUGCCUGGAAUGCCUCCAGUGAUGCCUGGAAUGCCACCUGGAUUACAUCAACAGAGAAAAUACAUGCAGUCAUUUUGUGGUGGAAACAUGAUGAUGCCAAUGGGUGGAAUGAUGCCUCCUGGGCCAGGAAUACCACCCCUUAUGCCUGGUAUGCCACCAGGUAGGUCAGGGUUCUCGAACUCAUACUAUGGUAUGCCACCACCUGUUGGUCCUCGUCCUGGAAUGCCUCCAAUGACACAAGCACAGCCUGUUACAGCACCAGGCAUUCUGAACAGACCUCCAGCACCUGCUGCAUCUGCACCUACUCCCCAGCCUCCGGUUACCAAACCACUCUUCCCAAGUGCAGGGCAGAUGGGGACACCUGUCACAAGCUCAAGUACAGCUUCCUCCAAUUCAGAAAGUCUGUCAGCAUCUUCUAACGCUCUGUUUCCUAGCACAGCACAAGCUGCGGCAGCUGUUCCAGGUCCAGUUGGUACUGAUUUCAAACCUUUGAAUUCUACACCUGCAACAACAACAGAACCCCCAAAACCUACAUUCCCUGCUUACACGCAGUCCACAGCCUCAACCACUAGCACGACAAACAGUACUGCAGCUAAACCAGCUACAUCCAUAACAAGUAAGCCUGCUACCCUCACAACAACCAGUGCAACCAGUAAGUUGAUCCAUCCAGAUGAGGAUAUAUCACUGGAAGAGAGAAGGGCACAGUUGCCUAAGUAUCAGCGUAAUCUUCCUCGACCAGGACAAGCUUCUUUGGGUAAUCCACCAGUUGGACCAAUUGGAGGUAUGAUGCCACCACAGCCAGGAAUUCCUCCACAGCAAGGAAUGAGACCUCCCAUGCCCCCUCAUGGUCAGUAUGGUGCUCAUCACCAGGGCAUGCCAGGAUAUCUUCCUGGAGCGAUGCCUCCAUACGGUCAGGGACCUCCGAUGGUGCCCCCUUACCAAAGUGGACCUCCUCGACCUCCAAUGGGAAUGAGACCUCCUGUAAUGUCACAAGGUGGCCGCUACUGAUGCUACUACACACGCUCUAAUAGGUUUGGAGAUUAAACCUUUUCUCAUCUUGUGCUGUUAAUAUAGCCGAGCUUCCGUCAAUUAAGUCUUCAUUGUGACUUUAAAAAUAAAUAUCUUCCCACAUGCAAGGAGCUAUUGGACAUUCUUAUUUUACAUGGGAAAAAAUUAUUUGGAAUAUUAACAGGAAUUUUUCCUGAUGUUGCAAUUUAUACUGUAUGGCUUCUUUUUCAUGUUUCAUCUAGGUUUUUAGAAGUGAAGUAUAGUAAAUAUGGUUCGUUAAAUUGUGAAGGCGCUGGAAUUACAUGAACAUACCACCUUAAAGGCAAGUUCUGUGACAUUAUGUUGCUAUUUGUGAAAUGAUGCCUUCACAGCACUUCAAGUGCUGUUGGACUUCAUGUCCCCAACAUAGUUUGGUGAGGGCUGUAACUGUUCCCAACUACUUGUACAUUUAAGUCUGAACUUGUAACAAUAUUUAAUGUAUUUAGAGUUACUCCUGUUUCAGGGUUUAAGCAAACUGACCCACUAAGGUCGUGUGACUUUUCUGUACUGUUAUAAACUUCAUUGUAAUAAAAGAAGAGAAAAAUUUA
This is a messenger RNA of Apus apus (common swift), 2234 nucleotides long. RefSeq names its product zinc finger protein 207 (gene ZNF207). The record is from RefSeq and is a predicted model, not a curated record. The coding region runs from base 127 to 1647 and encodes 506 amino acids. Gene Ontology annotation, cellular component: nucleus. The transcript is spliced from 12 exons. NCBI's taxonomy places the organism in Eukaryota, Metazoa, Chordata, Aves, Apodiformes, Apodidae.